UCUCGGCGGCAUUAUAACCUCGAUCGGGUCGGCUCUGAAAGCAUGGUCUGACGUGCUCAUAUAAGUAAGAUGUUUUUGUAUGUCAUCCGACAGGAUAGGCUGUUAUAAUGUCGGAUAUACCUGCUAUUGCGGCUAGAGAUGAUGUGCUUGGUGAACAUCCGAGGCGUCGAUAUAAGCGUACUCGAACCGGCUGUGAACGAUGUCGCGCACAACACCGCAAGUGCGACGAAGAAAAACCACAGUGCCGCCGUUGCACUGAUUCAGGGGUUGUGUGCAAGUAUAUUGUGCGUGUGUCUUUUCUAGAGAAGAACUCUCGGACGCUUCCAGACUCUACUUCUCCGAUGCCAUCGUUAACUGUAGCCACGCGUGAAUAUCCUGCUUUGGAAUUUAUCGUCAACAAUGACCCUUCCAUCGAGAGAAGUGCUUCUGAUUCGCUUUCUACUUCGACGGCGAUAAACCAAAUUGCACAGCCCCAAAGAGAGUAUGAUGUUGAAAACCCCUCAGAAUCGCAGCCUAUCUUCCCGAUGGCUCAUUCACAAGCCCAGCAAGAUGAGAACAUUAAUUUACAACGGAAAGAUACCCAGAAUCUGAAUAACACAUGGCCCCUAGCUGGACGCAGUUCACUUUCAAAUAAUGAAGUCGAUCUUCUGAAAUACUAUAGCCAUCAUAUUGCCCCUUGGCUGGACGUAUAUGACCAAACUCAAACAUUUGGCCAUCUUUUUACCCGUCUGGCAAUGGUUUCACCUUGCGUGCUAGACGGAAUACUCCGGGUUUCGGCAACAUUUUCAGGUCGUCCGGUAGAGACAAUACAACGCCGGGGUGUCGGCGCUCUUCACCUUCGGGCCCUUUCAAAUCCGGCCGCCGCAGAAAUUGGGCUUUUGGAAUAUCGACUUAUGGCCAGUUUUGUGCUGAUAAGGACACGCCUGUUCGUCCAGGAUGCUCCCGAGACGUGGCAGCCCACCUUCUUUAAAGGCGGAAGCGCUUUUCGUCCCGAUAAACUCACUUUGCUCGAUGCAAGUCAGUGGCGAAUAUGGACCAGUUCCUUGGCCAUACUUUCGAGAUUGGAAAUUGCAUAUUAUCUCAUAAAUCAGACAUCCCCCAACAGGAUCACCGAAUAUAUACACCAGUUACUUCGUCUGACAAAGAAGCAUAUUGACACCGAUAGUCAAUCUUAUGAAGUUUUAUAUGCUUCUCUCCACUGUCUUGAUCUCCUUAUCGAUGUGAUGAAUAUCUGCCUUCCGAUAUCAGAAGCAGAAGAUUAUGUGGCGUCGUCGGAAGCUGUGGUUUCGCCCUUAGUAGGAGCAUCUCGAGUCGCGAAAUGGAAGGAACUUCUAAACGAACUGCGGCAAUGGAAGAUGAACCGCCCUCCGGGGCUCAAGCAGUUGAUAGAAGUUGAUUGCCGCGAGGCCACAUUUCCUGUUGUCAUCUUUGCCGGCGGUGCCGGCAUCUUAUCGAAUACUCUCUACCACACUGCUAUGGUUUUGCUACUUGGCAACAGGCCACAAUCUAUAUCGCUCGCUGAAUUGAAUAGUAAUUCAGAGCUAGAAGUGCCACAGAUGUCACCUCUCUGGCACGCGCGACGUGUGUGCGGCAUUGCGUUGAACAGUGAACCAGAACAUACACAUUGCUGGGACCCGUGUAUGAUAGCGGCCUUCGCGCUUGUGGCAAGACGAAUGACACACCCAGCACAACAAAAUGAUAUAGUUGCUUGUCUGAGUCGUGUUAAAGCGGCAGGCUGGCAUAUCGAUAGCCUAGUUCAGAGGUUGCGUGACGAAUGGGGUCCUAUUGGUUGAUGCCAGCACUUUUUCAGCUGGAACAUUUAGCAAUAUAUGCCUCCUUUUGGAUGAUUGAGGUUGGACUUUUAGUAACUGUUAAC
This is a messenger RNA of Daldinia decipiens, 1876 nucleotides long. RefSeq lists its product as uncharacterized. The transcript has 5 exons. The record is from RefSeq and is a predicted model, not a curated record. Lineage: Eukaryota; Fungi; Ascomycota; Sordariomycetes; Xylariales; Hypoxylaceae. Gene Ontology annotation, cellular component: nucleus. Gene Ontology annotation, molecular function: zinc ion binding; transcription cis-regulatory region binding; DNA-binding transcription factor activity, RNA polymerase II-specific. The coding region runs from base 108 to 1793 and encodes 561 amino acids. Gene Ontology annotation, biological process: positive regulation of transcription by RNA polymerase II.